AUGGCUCUUGCAUUGUGGUUACCACUCAAAGUGGUAGAGUAUCCAAACCCUUCUGUGGGCAGAGAUUUGAUUGAUGAUACAAUUGAAGAAGUUGGGAAAAAUGAAGAAAAUUGUCCAGUGGAUUCUGAAAAAUUGCAUAGUAAUGACAUUCCAUCAACCAUAAGCAGCAAAUUCAUGGCAAUGCUGAAGCAGCUGACGAUGAAUGUGCCUUUAGUGGAGGCAUUAGAGCAUAUGCCUGGAUAUGCUAAGUUUAUAAAGGACCUUGUGACAAAGAAGAGAACAAAGGAGGCAGACCCGGGAGAAUUCACCAUCCUUUGUACUAUUAGGUCACUUGAUUUUCCAAAGGCCUUGUGUGAUCUCGGAGCAAGCAUUAACCUGAUGCUAUUUGUUGUUUAUAAUAAGUUGGAUUUUGUUAUUCUGGAUUUCAAGGUGGAUUUUGAGGUACCCAUAAUUUUAGGUAGACCUUUUCUCAUAAUUGAAAGCGUGCUUAUUUAUUUGUGGGCUAAUGAUCUCCUGUUUAGAUUUAAUGGUGAGGUAGUUUGGUUCGAUGUGUGCCAGUCUAUGAAGCAGCACAAGGAGAUAAAUGUAUUCUCUAUUGUUGAUGUUUAUUAUGAGGAUGAGCGAGAGGUGCCGAUAGAGGAGAAAUUUGUUGUUGAAACUCUACCCGCUAUUUUGAUGAACUUUGAUAGCGAAGGCAUUGAAAAGUAUGAGUAG
Molecule: messenger RNA, 714 nt
Organism: Capsicum annuum
Lineage: Eukaryota; Viridiplantae; Streptophyta; Magnoliopsida; Solanales; Solanaceae
Exons: 4
Coding region: 1-714 (237 amino acids)
Source: RefSeq, a predicted model, not a curated record